AUGGAACUUUCAUCGGAACUGCAAAAUUUAAAUCCAACAAUAUAUGAAUGUACUGAAGAACGAACUCUACAAGAGUCAGAUUUAAAUAAUGAUGUAUCAGAUAAUAUUGAUCGUCGAGAAGUAUUUGAUUUAAUUCGAACAAUUAAUGAUCCUGAACAUCCGCUUACAUUAGAAGAACUACAUGUUGUUGAUUUAGAAGGAGUUACAAUUGAUAAUGAAGCUAAUACAGUACAAGUGCAAUUUCGACCCACCAUUCCACAUUGUUCUAUGGCAACACUAAUCGGUUUGAGUAUUCGAGCAAAGUUAAUCUACACACUACCAACUCGAUAUAAAGUCGGUGUCAAUAUAUACGAAGGUGCUCAUAUUCAAGAAGUUCAAAUCAAUAAACAAUUAAAUGAUAAAGAACGUGUUACAGCUGCACUUGAAAAUAAACAUCUAUGCGCAGUUGUGAACCGUUGUAUUGCAACACCUGAUGAUUAA
Molecule: messenger RNA, 480 nt
Organism: Rotaria socialis
Lineage: Eukaryota; Metazoa; Rotifera; Eurotatoria; Philodinida; Philodinidae
Source: the annotation of a GenBank genome assembly